CGCCGUUCGGGAAAAGUCCGGGCCGGGCUGCCUCCGUCGGCGCGGAUUGCGCUGGGGAAAGUGCGUCUCAACUUGUGGCUGCGCCUGCCCGUCCCGUCGGGCUACGCUGUUCCUCCGCCGGCCUCGCAGCCGAACUACUCGAGCACAUACACCAUCAUUCAGCAGCCUGCUGCCACCACCUCUGUCGUAGUAGUUGGAGGCUGUCCCGCCUGCAGGGUUGGCGUGCUGGAGGACACCUUCACCUGCCUCGGUGUUCUGUGUGCCAUUGUGUUCUUUCCAAUUGGGAUUCUGUUCUGUCUCGCACUGAGGCAGCGAAGAUGCCCAAAUUGCGGGGCGGCUUUUGGCUAAGUGGGAUGAACGUGGAUGUGCUAUGGAAGCUACAACUGUUAGCCUACUCUUUCUAAUGUAAAUGUCAUGUACAAUCAUUUUAUUUGCUUCAGACCUGUUUUGUAAAGUGUGAAGAAAUUUAGUCUCUUGCAUGUAAUUUAAACUUAAUCUUUUAUGAGCAUGUGCAUUGCAAAACAUGAAAACCGAACUUGUUUUCCAUGUUUAGUGGCACCUCUUGAAAACUAAAUAAAACUGCUUUUCCUUUUGCAAUCCUCAA
Meleagris gallopavo (turkey) is the source of this 604-nucleotide messenger RNA. The record is from RefSeq and is a predicted model, not a curated record. NCBI's taxonomy places the organism in Eukaryota, Metazoa, Chordata, Aves, Galliformes, Phasianidae.